UGGAACGGAACGGGCGUCCCCUUCCCGUGUCUUAUCCACUCCCAACGUUCCAUUCUGUGGAUGCUUCCGCCACCGCCACCGCCCAACGACCAGCAGCAAGCAGCUCAGCCAAGGGGCUCCCCAUCGUAUCGAUCCCCAUUCGCGCCGUCCUCUUCUUCUUCUUCUUCUUCUCGAUUCAUAGUUAAUCCGUCAGGCUUUUGUUGCUUGCUGCUGCUGCUGCGGUGGCGGGUGGGGAGGAAGGAUGCUGAUUGCGGCUGAUUUCCCGGGAGAUUCGACGGUGUCCCGAUGCGCAUUCCCCGGUUUGUUCUGAGUGAUGAUGCGGUCUCCGUUUCGUGAUCUUUGAUUGAUGAGCCGUUCCGCGGUAAGCUCUGAAGGCGGCAUUGCGCUCCGGCUCUUCGUGGACUGGAGGAUCCGGCGCCGGAGGGUCUGCGCAUGCAAGAUGUUCGACACUGGUUCCCAAAGGGGUAGGGUGAAGCAGCUGGUGGCUUUUGCCAAGAAGAGGAGGCGGCCCAAGAAGCAGCCGUCGCGGCGGCCAUGGUGGAAGGCGUGGUUCUCGGACUGGAACGACGAGGAGGAGAGCUUGUCUGGCUGGAGGGAGGAUGAGGAGCUGCUCGAGGAGGUUGGCGGCGAGGAAGGGCUGUCGGACGACGAGAAGUUUGAGACGUGGAAGAGGAAGGCCGAGGCUAUUGUCGAGCUGCGGGAGGCGCGGCAGGAUGCCAUGAACGCGGAAGGGCGCUCGUGGGAGGAUUGGAUUGGCGGGGGCAGUAGCACAGCGGGGGAUGGCGGCGGUGACUGGGGUGGGGAUUUGGAUGUGUCAGACCUGAUAACGGAUGAUCCUACAGAGAUAGUGAGGGAUAAAGGUUUGAUUGAAACUUUCAGAGACUCUGUAGAUGAAGAUUACAAUGACAUGCUGUUUGAAGACCGGGUUUUUCUGUAUGCUUCAACGAAUUCGGCCAAAUUUCUAGCAUUAUUGAUUGUGAUUCCAUGGGUGUUGGAUUUUCUGGUUCAUGACUAUGUUCUGAUGCCAUUUUUGGAAAGGUACGUCCAGAAGGUACCACUUGCUGCUGAGCUGCUUGAUGUAAGGCGCAGCCAGAAACUCCUGAUGGUAAAGGACAUAAAUACUGAGAAAGCAAGAUAUCGUUUUGAAGUAGAGAUUGGUAAAUCUCCUCCACUUUCUGAUGAUGAGCUCUGGUCAGAGUUACGGGAAAAAGCGAUAGAGUUGAGAGAUGAAUGGAGAUUAGAAAACCGAAAAGCGUUUGCAAAUAUCUGGUCUGACAUGGUUUAUGGAAUUUCCCUAUUCCUUCUUAUGUACUUCAACCAGAGUAAAGUUGCGAUGCUGAAAUUCACAGGAUAUAAGUUACUAAAUAAUAUUUCAGACAGUGGGAAAGCAUUCCUUAUAAUUCUAGUUUCAGACAUCCUUCUAGGGUACCAUUCAGAGUCAGGUUGGCAUUCUUUGGUAGAAGUCAUUCUCGAGCACUACGGCCUUGAAGCCGAUCAAGCUGCAAUCACCUUCUUUGUUUGUCUGGUUCCUGUUGCCUUGGAUGUAUUUAUAAAAUUUUGGGUAUACAAAUACCUUCCAAGAUUAUCACCUAGUGUGGGUAACAUUUUGGAUGAAAUAAAGCGUCAUUAGAGACUUUCCAUCAGGAAUUUGAUCUGCUUAAUUCAUUCCAUUAAGAAUUUGAAGGAAAGACCAUCCUUCCAGGGCUCACUCGGGGCUAGUGUCUGAUUGAUGAAAUGCCAACAUAGUUGCCAUGGAUUGCAAUUUCGGAGGUCGCCCUAACCAGUGCUUACCCUACAAAAGGCAUACAUAACAUUCUGUAGUAUAUAUACUCUCCACAUAAAAAAAAUGUGCUGAUUACACAUAUCAUCCAGGAAUAUUCAGGUUGAUGCGGUAUUCACCGAUAAUGAGCGAUUUUGUCCCAGGAUGCUCACAUAUCGAACCUUCUGUGUUUUCAUCUUUUUGUUAUGUGAAAUUCGAAACAACUAUGUAUAUGUAUACAAACAGCAGAGGCUGCAGUAGGAAUUUGCCUUUCCCCCUUUUUUCUCCAUUGUAGUUCCUUGUGGCAUUUGUAAUGUUAUCAAGGAAUUUAGGCCAGUCUAAGAAAAUAAUUUAGGUCCAAUUUGGUGUGCGGGAUGAGACUAUUUUCUUGUUCCUGCAGGAAAUUAUUCAAUUCAUGCAUGUGAGGAAAUACCUAUGCUUCAAUCAGAAAUUGCUCCCUUUUUUA
Messenger RNA from Oryza sativa Japonica Group (Japanese rice), 2225 nucleotides. RefSeq names its product protein DAY-LENGTH-DEPENDENT DELAYED-GREENING 1, chloroplastic. Lineage: Eukaryota; Viridiplantae; Streptophyta; Magnoliopsida; Poales; Poaceae. The record is from RefSeq and is a predicted model, not a curated record. Gene Ontology annotation, cellular component: membrane.